This is a messenger RNA of Xenopus laevis (African clawed frog), 5566 nucleotides long. RefSeq names its product DAZ interacting zinc finger protein 1 L homeolog (gene dzip1.L). Gene Ontology annotation, cellular component: centriole; ciliary basal body; cytoplasm. The transcript is spliced from 18 exons. The record is from RefSeq and is a predicted model, not a curated record. NCBI's taxonomy places the organism in Eukaryota, Metazoa, Chordata, Amphibia, Anura, Pipidae. The coding region runs from base 424 to 2964 and encodes 846 amino acids. Gene Ontology annotation, biological process: cilium assembly.
GAUUGGGGUCGGGUAUGGAGUAGAUCAGUGGGCGCAUCAUUGCUCCCUAUACGGAGCGCAUUUUAGGACAUCCUCCGGAGCCCGAACUACUUUUCACUAAGUGUGACCGCUGCUUUGCAAUUUCGUCUUUGUCAGUGUACCAGACAGCACCGCAUUCAUUGGACUGAGGGAGAAGCAUCAAAGUUUAACUUCUUUCCCUUCCUCGAGUCCAAUAACGACUGCUCGGUAAAUGGAUAGUUUUGUAUCUCCUGUGAAUAGUGCGCCUUCCUCUCUCGGCAUCACUUCACAGCGCCUGGAUUGGAAGCGACUAGUGUGUGGCUUGGAAGCGACUGUCGCUGUAUGGAUUGGAUUGGAAGCGACUGUCGCUGUAUGCAAGUGGCUGGAGCAAAGCACUGAGCCAGGGAGCCUGACAAUGCAGCAGGAAUGCCUUUCUAUGAGAAUGUAUACUACCCCUUUGAUUCUGACAAUGCCUCCUCAACACCCUCCAUCCUGAGUUCUCCUUGUCUUCUACCUUCUGCAACAAGGAAGCGCCCUUCUAGUGCUGGUGCAAUGUUCAAAUUCAGGACGCGGCAUGAAAGUAUGGACUGGCGAAGAAUUGGGGCCAUUGAUGUGGAUAGGGUGGCAAAUGAGUUAGACUUUAUAACCCUUCAGGAAAACGUCAUGAGCAUCACUUUUUGCAACCUGGAAGAUGAAAAAUGUCCGCACUGCAAAAACAGCCUGGAUCCCAUUCUUCUUAAACUGUUUCGUCUUUCCCAGUUCACCAUUGAGUAUCUGCUGCAUUCCCAAGAGUAUCUUACCUCUAGCUUGCGGAGUAUGGAAGAAGAGGUUCAGGCUGCUACCAAAGAAGCGGAGCAGAUAAAGCUUAAAAUGGUUAAGCAGUCUGAGGAAAUAAAGUCCCUUAAAGAGGAGUGCAAGCGUAGGAAGAAAAUGAUUGCUUCACAGCAGAUGAUGAUCAGUGCUAGUGCUGGAUCUUAUCACAAGUGUAAUUUUUGCGACAAAGCUUUUGUGAACUAUUCUUACUUGCAAAGCCACAUGCACAGGAGGCAUCCACAAUCAGCAGACAGUGUCUUUUUCCAAGAAAAAUCAAAACAACACACAAGUGAAGUAUUACAGAAUGAAAUAAGCAAGCUAAAAAAUGAAUUGCAGAAUACCAAGUGCCAGUUAGAGGCUGAAAAAUGUGCUCAAAUAGAGAAGCUUUCAAAGAUUCAAGAAAUGGAGUGCCAGAAAGCAUUUGAACAAGAGUUACUAAACAAGUUUAAAAGCUGGAAAGAGGAGGAAAAAGAAAAACAUGCUGAAGAAAUAGCUAAAGUUAAAGGCAUGUUUAGUAAAGAGCUUAAAGAAUUAACUAUGAAGAAUGCCUCUUUAGAACAGAUUCAUGAAAUGGAGCAGCACAAAACAUUUGAGCAAGAUAUGCUGAAAAAGUUUAACAGCUGGAAAAAUGAAGAAAAAGGAAAACAUGCAGAAGAAAUGGUUAAAGUGAAGGAUAUGUUUCAGAAAGAUAUUAAAGAAUUAACAAUGAAGAUUGCGGUUUUAGAAAAAUUUCACGAGACAGGACGUCGGAAAACAUAUGAACAAGAGAUGCAAAAAAUGUUUCACAGCUGGAAAGAAGAAGAAAAAGAAAAACAUGCUGAGGAAAUAGCUAAAUUAAAAAAUAUGUUUCAGAAGGAGGUUAAAGAAUUAACUGUGAAGAAUGCCUCUUUAGAAAAAGUAAAAGAACAGUCUGUAAAGCUGCCAGCUCCUGUCACUCCAUAUUCAGAAAUCGUACAAGCUCCAGCACCACUGUCAUCGCAUCACUCGGAGAUAAAACCUAUUGCAUCGUCAUUAAGUGACAGAGCCCAUAUAUUGGAUCCUAUUGAAGAGCUUACAGAGGAGGAGCGAGAUGUAGAAGCAGAUGUAUCAAGCUCACAGAAACCACAUGGUUGGAAGAAGAACCAAUUACUAGCUAAAGAGCUCCGGGCAGUUUUUGAAGAAGGAUUGGCCGAAAAAUUAGAGUCCCUAGGAGUGAAACCAGGUGCACGUGGUAUCCCAAGUGACCACUGUAAAAAGAUUUUGGAAUCCAGUAAGCAUGUUAGAGAGGAACGGGAUAAGCAAAUGCCAUUAUAUCGGCAAAUGCGGCAAAACCUCACAAGUAGUCUGAAUUGCAAGGCUGAGGAACGUACAUCUCCAGCAGCAGGAAGCAGAUCCUCCACUUUGCACUCCAAGUCUGAAGUGUCAGUAUUAAAAUCUUCCCAGAGGAGUCACCUAUCCGAUCAAAGAUCUUCAGCAUCAAUGAAACCGACAAAGGCAAAAGUUAAAGCUGUUUUAUCAAAAGACACUUUUGCUAAAAAACCUCCAAGUAUUAACUGUCUAAAUGUUUAUUUCAGGACCCCCCCUUUUAGCUCUGACGAUGAGUCCUGUGCUGAUGCUGGUCCUUUGCCAAGCUGCAACACUACCGAUUCUUUAAAACUGAGACUCCCUCUCAAAACAAAAGGCAACGUAGGAUUUGUAGAAAGUGAAAGUGAUUCUGAAGGGAGCUUCCUUGAAGAGCUUCAGCCCCAGUGGGUCAGCAAACAUAAUGUUCAGAAACAAACCCCUGCAACCACAGCUCCAGCAACAUUGGUAAAAGAACGGUGUGAACAAAUAGAAAAGCAGCCUAUGUUGCCUUCAGUAAAAAAUAAACCAGUUGGUGGUGUUAAUGUUGGUUAUGGAUUUGCCAGCAGCAAGGAUGAAGUUAUGGAAUUGAAGGUUGCUGAUAUAGAUGAAAAUGAAUUUGAUAAUUCCACCACGGAUGAGGAAAGCUUUGAAGUGCCAAGAUCAGUUAAAAGUCGACCUUUAGCUAAAAAAGUAAAAAACGGAUAUGCUGCUGCUCCUGUUAGAAAUACGUUUGUUUCCAGAACAGCAAAAGAAGAUGUUGUGGAUACCUCAAGCACACUCGUAAGCAGUUUAGUUACUGUUAGUGACUUCAGCGACUCUUCAGACACCUGAGAAUCUACAUUUUGUGUCUGGAUUCUUUUGCCUGGAAGAAAGAUACUGCAAAUAAGGCCUUGAAGUGCCUCAGAGAUGAGAACAAAUGACAAUACUCCUGUAUAAGUAGGGCACAGGUAGUCACGUCUUGUCAGUAUUAUCAACUCAACUCUGCCGCCCAAAGCAAUCGAGCAGCAAAACAUGUUUUAAUGUAAAUUAUUUUAUGUUUAUUUUUGUGAGCUCUUUUUAUUGUCUUUAGGUACGAUUAUAACUUCUCAGAAUGGUACGACCUACUUUAUAAAAGCCCCAUAGCGUGUGCAGCUAGGGUGUUUUUCAUUGUCUGACACUUCCUCUCCAUUAUUUCUGCUGGUACGUCUUGUUUGGAAAGGGUUUGAGCUUUGACAGGUGGGAUUUAAAGGAAUCCAGGGCUCAUUAGUCAUAUUUUAGGCCAGUAGUCUAAUGCUGCCACUAGUUUAGAUUUGUCUCUCUCACUAAAGCUGGAAAAGAAAUCUGGCAAAGGAUUUAAUUGUAAUGUAUAAACUUCUGCAACAGAUUUAUGUAUAACAUAUACAUAUAAUACGUGUGCUUAAAUAUGCAGCAACCCCUUGCAUAGCAAAUCCUUUACAGAGCAGAUUAAUUGCGAUUAAAUGAAAAGUAAAUGCCACUAAAGCAAAAGUCUAGAAAUGGUGAACCUUAUCUUUAUAUUAAAUGGUACCAGCCCAGAGACAUAGAAGCCUGUAGAAGUGAACAGACAUGCUCCAAAGAUAUCCCUACAGUGCUACGCAAUAUGUUGGCGCUAUAUAAAUACAUGUUAAUAAUAAAUCCCUAAAAGCUCACAGUUCUGAGCUCCUGUUAGCCAGUUGAGCUUAGGGUUCUGCUCAAGAAAUAAUGAGCAGAAAAGGAGGUUAAAUCUGUCAACUGGACCCUUUACCUUGCACAUUUGAAAUUCACAUGCUCAAUGGCUGAUUAUUAAUGAGCUCAAAUGGCUGCUGCAGAAUGUACUGAUUUCUAAGUAGUAAUGCAAAAUGCACCUGAAUUGCUCUGUAUAGUCUUUAUCAUUGUAGCCUGCGGAUUCCAUAUGUGGUUCAUUGAUGGGACAAGGUUGCAUAUCUACAUGUAGCUUAAGGCUCCAGUCACCAGUUUACUUUACAUGCUGCAACCAUGUAGCAUGAAUACAAAUUAAUUCAGCAUGUGAAUCUUGAGUUUGGUUUAAAGGAGGUGGUGGCAUGUAUGCACAGAUAAGAACUUGUUUUGAUCAGUUUUAAAAAAUUGCUGGCAAAGGACAAAACAUGUUAGGGAUGAGGUUUAAAUGGUUCUGAGCUUUGUUAUGUCCGUCCUUUUGUAUUCAAGCUUGAUUGCUUACAGGGCACAGGUCCGUCUAUCUGAGCAAUGACCUUGCUGCAUUCCAUAGCAUUGGACGGUAUCUCUGCAUAAAUGUUUUUCAAUGCAGAAUGCUUUUCUUUUUUAAUUUACUUAUUUUGAACAUGUAACAUCAAAUUUCCCAGGCUUUGCCAUGCACCACAGCUAGUAAAUAUAUAAUCCAGGGAAAUGCCAGCACUCACGAUAAAGCCAAAUAAUGUGCCUGGAUGCAGAAUCAUUACAUGUAACACAAACUUCCAAUAGAGUCCGCACUGUCAGGUCUUAAAACAAAAACUGUUUUAUUAAUUCUAUUCUACCGACUGACGUUUCUGCCUCCCCAAGGCCUUUUCUAGCACAUGCUAUAUCCCUUUUAAGCACUUUUGUAAAGUACUAGUAUUGUUUCAUUAUUUUUCAUUUGCUACUUUAACUUGUUUCUCUCUCCCAUUGGCAAGUAUCCGCAUUGAUCGUGCUACUGUGAUCAAUUUCUGUAUACGUUUGAUUCAGAAUGCGGUCUGACUGCAUGUGAGAUGGUGUAAAUGGUCGCAAGAUCUCGUAGGAUCAUAAGUGUGACUGCAGGGAUGCACCUCAACAUUCCCACUGCCAGAAUAAUGUACAUCUUCCAAGAGGAUGCCUCCUGAGCUGUCACAGGCACGUUUUUUCAUGGUACUGGUGCACCUCUGGAUUCCUUCCUUUUCAUAUCACUGAAUUAUCAAAAUGUAUAAUUGGGUUUUGCUGAGCUCAAAGGGAAUGGAUAUGAGGGAGGGAAGGCUGCCAGUGUUUAAACAGGAUUAAAGGUACUUAAGAUUUUCAUUGCAGUUUUGUGAUACCUAUGCCAUUUUUGAAUAACUUUUUACAGUAUUAUUUCUAUUAACUAGAAAAUGUGCUAUUGAAUAGCCAGCAGGUUUUUUUACAUUGAAUUAUUUGUAUAUGUACUAUACAUAAUUAAUACUUGUUUAGUUGUGUAGCGGCCAAAUCUAAAAAUGUAUAUGUGUAAUAUUAGAAUUACAAUGACUAUAUGUGUAGAUAUGAUUAUUUGGUCUUUUCUGAGCCUGUGCCACAUAAAAACAUUUAAGCAGCCUCCUGAUAGUAUGGUUUUAGAAACUCUGCAAUUCUCUUUAGUAAUGGUUAUAUUUCCAGAUUGUAAUGCUCAGUUGGGAGUAUACUUGGGCACCAAAGCAAAAAACCCAUGGUAAAUUCCUAAUUAAACACGGUACAAUGAAGUCAAAAUGCUGCAACAUUACUUAUUAAAAUCAUUUUUAUUCAA